Thermochaetoides thermophila DSM 1495 is the source of this 2745-nucleotide messenger RNA. RefSeq lists its product as uncharacterized. The record is from RefSeq and is a predicted model, not a curated record. The transcript has 3 exons. Bases 1 to 2745 code for a protein of 914 amino acids. NCBI's taxonomy places the organism in Eukaryota, Fungi, Ascomycota, Sordariomycetes, Sordariales, Chaetomiaceae.
AUGGACUCCUUUCUUAAUUUUUCUCACAAGCCACCAUCGCGGUUCUCUCCACAAUACUCUUCCAUGACCGACGUUGCGUGGCAGCAGACAGACGAUCUGCCUUACUCGUCCAGCAGCAGCUUCUACACCGCGCCUGAGCUGGACUAUUCACACGAGCCACAGUAUCUCGAGCUACCUCCUCCUCUGCAACAAUUUCCCCAACGCAGUAGUUCCCUCUCCCAGUAUCAACGCCAGCAUCAGCACCAGCAUUAUCACCAAUAUCAUCAUCCGUAUCAGAACCAAUAUCAAGACCAGUAUCAGCAUAACCAGUACACUAUGGCGACCGUUGCCGCUCAGCGGCCCCCUCUCCAUGUCACGAUCCCAACUACUCCCCUUGAAGGGGGUCAAACCCGAGCACAGAAUGAUCAACGCGAUGGACAGGACAGUGAUCCUACGACUCCGACACAAAAACAGAAAGUGAAAUUCCUGGAGGACGACGACGACUCAGACUCCAAGUCAGACCAGAGCUCGAUCUGCCAGUCCCCAAGUUGGGAAGGGUACGGGAAGAAGAAGAAGGAUAAGAAGAAGGAGAAGAAGCAAGUUGAGAAGGAGGUCAAGAAGAAGAGGAGCCCGGCGCGCCUCAGCAAGCUUCCCCCUCCCACGACGCCGAAUGGCAGCCGACCCUCCGGCCUUACGAACGCCGACCGGUCCAAGUCUGACACAGUCCUGUCCCAGAACUGGCAGCAAGGCACUCUCCGUCCUGGCCCCAGGCUUGAGGACAUUGGUCGGGCCGUCUCGACCGAUGACUUUGACCAGGGCGAAAAUCACUGGACCGGUGCUGCCGGCGACCAGGCCUCGAGCGGUAUCCAGCCUCGGAACGUACCCCGGCCCCCGCGCGAUGCUUACCCGCCUGCUGGGUCCAGGACGCCCCAGGCCAACAGCAGGAGUCAACAAGGUUCUCCUGACCGCAAUCGCUCGCAGGAAUCACUGGCUGGAGAUGGGUACGUCCUCCAGCACCGGGCGCAGGCUACAGCACGCGCCCUGGCCAACGUGGCCGACGAGCAGCUCAUGCACGCCAUCGAGAACUAUGCGCCCAGUAUUCACGAGCUCAACCAAUCGUCACGGCGGACGUCGCUCGCGGUAGACCCCAAGGCCGCUGCGCUGUGGCUUGUGGGUAAGAGGCCGAGGUCGAGGACAAGACAAGACGAGAUCGCUGUAGGGGACAAUGAUAUACUGUCGUUCAAGGCAGUGCCGUACAGCCAGUCCAGCGCCAGCAUGCCUCCUCCGAAGUUUGUCGACACCGUCCCGAACAAGGGGAAGCUGAGCCCGGAGGAGAUUGCCGAUCUGCUGGCCAAAGCGAAGGUGAAGGACGAAAAGAGGGCUGCGUCCCGUCGCGCGAGCCAAUCUCCGCGCCAGUCGCCGACUCAACGGCCUCAGGACGUUGCUCCUAACGCCACAACCACAACCACCACCACAACCACCACCACCGCAACCAAAACCACUGCCGCAGCUUCGCCAUCUUCUGCUCCUGCCAAGUCCAAUGAAACGAGCCAGCAAUCAGAGAACUCGUCCUCAUCGUCUGUGCUUGGCGACGUCUCGCCUCUUCCGUCCAGGACUUCUACUCCGGACACUUCACGGCCGCAGUCGGCUAAGGAUGUGCCGAUUUUUGGCGAGCAGGCGCAAGAUAAGACAGAAAAGAAGGGCAAUGGCCAGUCUUCCGAGCAAAGACGUAGGCAAGGCUCCGACUCAGACGGGUCAAGAAGCUCGUAUCCAAUCGAUCUGGACGCCUACACCUACGUCACUCCUUUGGUCUUGAACAACGAAAAGGAAGCCCAGGCCUCUCAAGCCGUGGCCGGAGCGGCCUCUACUUCCGCUCCUAAGCCAGAGUCUCAGGCUCCCGAGCAGCAGCAGCAACAGCAGCAACAAUCCGAAGCAGCCCGGAAACCUGGCUCGUCAUCAGAAACCCCCGACCCUGAACGUCCCAAAUCCCGCUCCCAGUCCCUCCCGCGCAAGGGCAAAGCCCGCGCAGCCCCUGCUCCCCUCCAUCUCGACGGCAACAACAGUGACUCCCAACAACUCCCUCUCAAGCCUGCCCUCAAAUCCCCGCGCCGCAUCCCCGGCUCCCCUCUCUCCUCUGCCGCCCCCUCCACCCGCGCCUCAUCUCCCGCCCGCAGCCCCCUCCGCUCCGAGUUCUCUGUACCCCCGCCCCCGCCCCCGCCGAUGCCUCACAGCCCCGGUCUGCCCCCGGCAGACAUGGCGAGCCUUCAGCCCCCCUCGUUCCCCGGCUCCCGACCGACAUCGAGCCAUGCUUCCGGAGCAUCGACGCCGUCGCAAAGAACGUCGAAUGCCAGUGGUCCUGUAUCGAUUCUCAAGAACGGAAACAGCAAUGGAAAAGCUCCUGCAGCGCCGUCCGACGCUCUGGCGCGCACGUCCGGCCUGCCGCGACACCUGCAGCGGCCCGGCACCGCUACCCCAUCAUCCUCCACGUCGGGUAGCAACCCGGGGAUGAUGAUGAGUAUGCCACCCGCGAUGCCGGUCGGCAAGAUGUUCGUGGAGUGCUGCAACUGCCAUUUCUACCACGACAUGCCGGCCAAGAUUUAUGAAUGCAUGGCGAGACCGGACGCGGUGGUGGUGGCAGACGAGGAAAGCGGAUUGAGCGGGCAGGUGACGACGAUGGUGAGGUGUCCUUGGUGCGGGCAUCCGAUGAGUAGAGGGUGCUGUGCGGGGUAUGUGGCGGUUGUUUAUAUCAAGGAGAGAUUGCAUUGA